Messenger RNA from Caenorhabditis briggsae, 1152 nucleotides. NCBI's taxonomy places the organism in Eukaryota, Metazoa, Nematoda, Chromadorea, Rhabditida, Rhabditidae. The record is from RefSeq and is a predicted model, not a curated record. Gene Ontology annotation, biological process: phospholipid metabolic process. The transcript has 9 exons. The coding region runs from base 1 to 1152 and encodes 383 amino acids. Gene Ontology annotation, molecular function: glycerophospholipase activity.
AUGCGGUGGUUGGUAUCCACCGUACUCUUCCUAUGCUCAGUUGCAUAUGGUCUGAAAGAUCUGGGUGCACCAAACUGGUCAUGUGAUGCCAGUGUGAUGGCGAAAAGUAAAAAAGUGCCAACCAGUGCACACAGUGUUCGAUUUGCGGACAUUAAGGUAAUUGGAGCACUUGGAGAUUCAUUGACAGCAGCAAAUGGAGCAGGAGCUCCUCCAGGUGACCCACUUGCUGUUAUUCUACAGUACAGAGGACUUGCGUUUCAAAUUGGAGGUGAUAAAAGUCUUGAUGAGCAUAUUACAGUUGCCAAUGUGCUAAGAAAGUUCAAUCCUAACUUGGUUGGAGCGUCGAAGGGAAUUGGAUCGGAAAAUGUUUGGGAAGUUGCUCAUCUUAAUAUGGGAGUAUCGGGUGCCGAAUCCAAAGAUAUUAUUGGACAAGCUAGAACUCUUGUGAGCACAAUGCAUUCUCAUUCGGAGAUCAAUGUCAAAGAAGACUGGAAGUUGGUUAACAUUUUUAUUGGAGCUAACGACAUUUGUGUAUACUGUGAGGAUCCGUUUUUCAACUCAACAGCUCCACAUGGAAAGACAACUUUUGAGAAUAAUAUCAUCACCGCUGUGAAAAUUCUCCAAGAUAACUUGCCAAGAACUAUAGUCUCGUUGACUGGAAUGUUUAAUAUGAGAAUGCUGCGUAAAAUUGAUAAGAAGAAGUAUUUUUGCGAGGGACUUCAUACAUUCGAAUGUGAUUGUGAAUCCAAUCAGAAGUUUACAGAUGACGAUAUUCAAGGAGUUUGCUUCGGAUACAUGGACGGUGAAAAGGAUAUUCAGAAUACCGGAAUGUUCGAUAACAAAGACGAUUUCACUUUCGUUGUUCAACCGUUUUUCAAUGGCAUUCUUGAUCCUCCAUAUUCAAGCCCUGGUGUCGUCGACAUGACAUUUUUUGCUCCAGAUUGUUUCCACUUCUCUGCUUACGGACAUGGAAACAUUGGAAUGCAUCUCUGGAACACCAUCGUUCAACCGGUUGGAUUCAAACAAACUAGUGUGAAUCUGAGUGACCCAUCUGUUGGAUUACAUUGUCCCAGCACGAGUUGCCCGUUCUUCCCAACUAGCAAGAACAGCAAAAAUUGUGCUGAACAUUUUACACUGAGCGAGUUGGAUUGA